This is a messenger RNA of Liolophura sinensis, 579 nucleotides long. RefSeq lists its product as uncharacterized. The record is from RefSeq and is a predicted model, not a curated record. The transcript has a single exon. Lineage: Eukaryota; Metazoa; Mollusca; Polyplacophora; Chitonida; Chitonidae. The coding region runs from base 1 to 579 and encodes 192 amino acids.
AUGAAAGCGCUGGAACGAUCCCCAGCCCGAUACCCCAUCAAUCGUGUGGAUUGUAAGGUGUUUAGUGUUCCCAGAGGUAAUCUAUCCGUUAAUCAGGAGAAUCUCUAUAUAGGACAGUUACCUAAGCGCAUUAUCAUAGGUAUGGUGGAUUCAGGUGGUUUUAACGGCGAAUACGCUAAAAACCCAUUUCUAUUCGGGCACUAUAACACAUCAUUUCUCUGUUUAUAUGUGAAUGAAAAGCAGGUUCCGACACCUGUGUACACAUUAAACUUUGAGCGACACGACUAUCUGAGGGCUUACCACGGCUUGUUUGCCGCCACGGGACAGUUAGGCAGAGAUGAAGGCAAUAACAUUUCUAGAACCGAUUACAGUAGGGGGUACACAUUGUUCGCAUUUGACUUGUCACCGGAACUUAAUGACGGUGAUCACUUUGAUCUCAUAAAGAAGGGUAAUAUAAGGUUAGAAAUGCGUUUCUCCGUACCAUUGCCUAGUACCGUUAACGUUAUAGUGUACGCAGAAUUCGAUAACAUAGUCCACAUAGAUAAAAGUCGAAAUGUGCUUUUUGACUAUUCAUUAUAA